This is a messenger RNA of Debaryomyces tyrocola, 192 nucleotides long. NCBI's taxonomy places the organism in Eukaryota, Fungi, Ascomycota, Pichiomycetes, Serinales, Debaryomycetaceae. The record is from the annotation of a GenBank genome assembly.
AUGCUUAUAUAUAAUAGUCAAAAGGACAAUAUUUCAGAAGACAAUUACUUGAUUGUACACGUGAGAGAGGCUUUUAAAAAAAAAAUCGCAAUCAAACGCAACGAAGAAUUGCAUUGUUUGUUCCUGAAUUUUGAAUUUGCUCCAGCUAUUAUACGGUCUACACCAGAAAAAACAAGUGAAAUUAAAGAGUAA